Porites lobata is the source of this 5041-nucleotide messenger RNA. The record is from the annotation of a GenBank genome assembly. Lineage: Eukaryota; Metazoa; Cnidaria; Anthozoa; Scleractinia; Poritidae.
GAAAAGAAGAAGAAGAAGCGAAAGCACAGAAGCCAGUCUAGAAGCAAUUCAUCAUCAAGUUCAUCAAGUAGAAGCAGAUCACCUUCAAGAGGUAAUUUCAACAAUUUUUUUGUUAGCAUUAUUCUUUAAACGUAUAAUAAAGAAGUAGUCGGGAAUAGUGGCAGGAUUAAUUCAGGUGGUAUAGCACUUGUCUGCAGUGUGAGAGGUAAAGGGUUCAAUUUCUGGUACUGGACCAAUACUCAAGGUCUUAAAAUAAAUGAAAAAUGAGGGUACUGUCUUUGUCCUGCAGACAGUUAGAUUUUCGCAUGGCUUGGAUGACUGCGUAAAAUGGCGGUCCUGUCGCAAUAAGGAGACACAAAAACAGUGUCCUCAAAUAACACUUUUGUGUUAAAUACAUUGACACUCAAACCAAAAAACUUGUUUUAUAGUUCAGUACCAGUAAAUCUUGUUCAUGGCUUGUUGUGGACCUUUAAGCAAGUUUCAAUGUUUUAUUAUGUUUUGAGCAACCUCUAAAAAUUGGUAGAAGAAAAUAUGAAGCAUUAAGAAGAAGAUCAACCUGGCCAGGGAAGAAUUGUUUUCCAACUGAAAUAUUGUGCACAGAAGUAUUAUUAAAAAUGUUCUGUCCUUUUUUUCUUUGCCAUGAGAAUCACUUCACUGCUGUGUUUCUUCAAUCUUCUUUCGGAUCCAGAUCCUUUUGAGAAAUCCAGCCACUCAACUACCGGUAAUUGGUGUACAGUUAAAGUUUUGCUGUUCAGUGUUGAAAUUUGAAAAGGCAGUCUUUCUAAAGUGAUGAUCAAUGUGCACAUGUAGCUUUUGGAAGUAUUUUGUUUCAUUAUUGUUAUUAUUUUUUGAACCAUUUUACAGUGAAGCACAAAAAAAGAAGAAGGCAUUCAAGUAGUGACUCAUCCAGUGAAGCUUAUGAGUCAUCAAGCUCAUCAGGCUCAAACUCCUCAGGUAAAUAGCUUGUAAGUUUUUUUUCAUCCGAUGAAAAACUUGAGUGGGGAAUAAGUAACAAAUUAGUUAAGUUGAGCCUAUGCCCCAAGGGGUACUCAAAAAUAUUUACACAUGGAGCCCCCAUCUUGAGGUCCAACCCCUUACCCUUGUAAUAUACCGGUAUACCAUUUUUGACGGAAAAGGUACCCCUUUUGUAUACCUUCUACUAACAUAUCAAUGGUACCCCUUUAACAUACCUACAAUCCCGGACAAAACUACUUGAGAACGUUUUCACCAUCAUGUCUACUUUCCUACGCAACAAAACUAUUUCCAAAACGACGCCUUUGCGGAAAGAAAACCCCCUCCCCCAAUUCAAUGAUGCUUACCACAAACUCCCAGGGAUCAGGCUUUCUUUUGAAUACACAACUACAUUGCUUUCAGGGGAAGGAGGAGAGGGAAGAACCGGUACAGCUAAGAUGUUUAGAAAAAUGCUGUCCAAGUAUACAAUUUUCUCAACAGUUUUGUCCAAGAUUGUAGUUUAGAACUUUGCAUCUCUUUUAACUGCUGUAAAUGAACUGUCUUUAAAUAUGAAUAAAUCACAAAACCAUAACAUUUUCUUGACUUUUUCACAGCCACAAAAUGCGCCUGUUAGCCCUUCUGGGACUUUAACAAACGGAAAUGACAGAUUUCCCUUACCCUUUUCCAAUACUUCAACUGUUGAAUUUCCUACCAUUUCAUAUACCUGAAAAAGACACCCUUUCCUGUCGAGCCUCUUCUUAUAGGAGUAUCCCUCACCACCUGGGGCCUGUAGGUACUGCAUAAACUUGGAAGGAAACUUGACAGUGGACAGGUUUGCCAUUUAGGUUUAGUAUGAAGACAGACUGAACAAUGGAAAGCAUUAUUGAUGCUGGUUUUCAUUAGCGACAGAGUCAGAGUUGGAGUCAUAAUGAGACGCACAAGACUUGGAGAUCUAGUCAAAACAGCAUUCUGAUUCAGACAUUCCUGUCCACAAAUCUCUUAGAGAAACAAAGGAAUUAUUAAAAGAUUUAAAUUAUUGAGUUGAUAAUAACAUUUAACUUGCCAUCGCUUUGCGUUACUGAAAUAAAUUCACUCUCUGUUUAUUGUUUUCUUUGUUUUUUUUCUUUCAUUACAGUGAAAGGAAAGAAAAGGAAAAAGGGAAAGGUAUGGUGAAUUGUCACAGUAUUGCUGGUAAAUAUUUCAAAACACAAUUUCUUGACUUUUAAAGGUUAUCCUGAUACAAUAUCAGUAGUUUGAAAGUUAUAGGUUUUGUUUAUAGUGGACAGUCCACUUACCUUAUCCAGCUGGUUUACAGGCGCUCUCUCGAAUACUUAAGGCUGGUUUUCGCUAGUGACGGAGUCAGAGUCGUAGGAGCGCUUAUGACCUAGUGAAAAUCAAAACUCGGAUUCAUAAGCUCGACGGAAUCGGAGUCAGAAGAAUUAGGAUGUUUCCAUUUUCUUCUGACUCCACUUAUGACUCCUUCACUUAUGGUCUAUUGAAAACCAGAUUGUCGGAGUCGGAAGUAGAAGCGGAAGGACAAACCAAUCACAAUCCACGUUCGUGAUUGGGUUAAUUCUUCCACUUCUGCUUGCGACUCUGACAACCCAGUUUUCACUUGAUCGGAGUUCCACCCUUAUGAUUACGACUCCGACUCAGUUGCUAGUGACAACCAGCCUAGCUGAGGCCAACCAAGAAGUAAUCCAGCAAGGACCCAGAGUAGAACUUGACCUGGAACUGCCUGACCGCAACUCCAAGACGCUCAAAAUUUUACAUUUUCUACGAAAAUUUUAGGAAUCCUUUCUUUUCUGAAUAUGACCAAAUUUGGGAAGUGAAAGGUGAAAACUCCAACUUCAGAAAAUCAUAGAGGUUGUAGAGGUGUAAAUAUUGGGAGUUGGUGUCAUGCAAAGCCGUUCAUCCCUAAAUUGCUCCUUUGUUCUUUUUACCUCUUUCUCUUUUGCGUUACACCGUUCAUUAAAACAGUUUAUCAACAGUUUUAUUUCUUUUCCUUCUUUUCAUGAAAAAAGAAAAGUAAAAAGAGGAAAAAGAAAAAAACCGUGGAGGAAUCAUCAGGCCCUGUUCAGCUGUCAAAGGUAUGUUGUUCCAGCCUCGAUCAAGUCAAACUGCAUACCACCUCACCAAUAUGGUCACACUAACGUCCAAAGAGUCUCCCCUGCACCCCCAAGGCCAAACAAUAAAUUUAGGAUUUUGUUUGAUAUAGUGUCUUUUAGGCCUAGGCCAAACGUCGAACUUUUCGUGAGACGAACUAAACUCUAAUUUGGGUCGACCUAAAUUAAGUUAAGAUCGUCUGUUGUGUCAGACGUCGAAGUUAGGACGCGUCGAACCAAUCAACUGAAUCAGACCAAGAAGCAAUUUUAUGGUCAGUAAUAAAUAUUCUCCCGAACGAGGCUAAGUAUACAUUAUCAUCCAAAUUUUUGAUUUAUCAGUUUAGUUCGUCGCAUGUGAAUCGACGUUUGUUCCAGAGACGAUCUUCAGACGUUCUACCCGUCUGAAGCAGACGGAUAGAACGUGCUGGACGAUCCAAACUCAUUCAGACGAACUUAACUCACUAAGUUUGGUUUGUCUCAUUAAAAAGUUCGACCUAUGGUAUUAUCCGUUUCUGGGAAACUGCCCACCUACCCCUCCCCUAAGCUAACAUUAACGCUACUCAUUUAGGGCGAAAUGUUGGCUUAGGGGAGGGGUAGGUGGGCAACGGUUUUAUAGGGAAACCAAAAAAUCGUUUCAUAGCUCCUUUAAGACAGUGUUGAUUGUCAACCUACCCACCCUGGCUUAACGGACACCUCCCUAAACAACAGGGUCGGUAAAGAGAGUUGUCUUGUUUUUUAGUUUAUGAAAGAACAAAAAGAGAAAGAAGCUGCUCGGAGAAGUGCUGUGUCUGGAAAGAAAAUAAAACUCAAAGUGAAAAAGUCCAGCAAAGACAAAGAGGUAAAUUACUUUUUUUUUAGUGCCAGUACUUAGAUCUUGUUCUGCGCUUCACUUCUGUUCUGUGACAUUUACCCCUUAACCCUACCUCAUUAAUUUCCACGAGUCGAGCGUUUGGUUGGCGCCAAGGAGCGGAUGAUUUGUGUCUUUUUGAAAGUAACCAUUAAAAGGCAGUCGAUUGAAAAAGCCCAACGCAAGCCGUCAUUAAGAAUUUAGAGUCACGCGUACGGUAAACUGCAAACCUCAGAUUCAAGUUGAAAAUUUCAGAAAAUAGAAAUGAGCAGAUAAAAAUAGUCCAAAAAAAAGUUUAUGGAUAAAACUAACGUGAACGUGCAAGUCCUAAUUUGUUUUGUAGAAAUACUGAACCCUAAUCACGUGUUACAAACACGUUUGUCAUAAAACGUAACCCUCUCUUUGUUAUCACACCGGCCGGCAACUCAGUCAGGCCAUGUUCACACAGCAACGGUCAGCGAGUGGAGCAAGUUGUUCACACGCAUCGAACAUCCACCGAACAUCGUGCUGGAGCGGUUUGCCAAGAGGGUUUGGUUGUCUAAAUCUUCGUCCUAGCUCACACCUGAAUAUUUUAUUCCGUCUGAAUACUUUUUCACACUACACCAAAGUGUGGAACAGAACCUGGCCAAUAAGUGACGCUCCUCUUUCGAGAUCGACGCGGCGCAGCUUUGCUCAGGCAGCCGUUACAGAAAUCGCGCCGAAAUCACCGUUUUUAUGUGUGAACAGUAGCGCUAUCCGGCAUGAGUUUUGAAUUCGUGCCGGCGCCAAAGCUAUGUGGUAUAAUUUGAACAUAGCCCCGUGCUAUUUUAACACUGGAAUCAUCUGGAAAAAUUUUCUUAGAACUUACUCAGUGUUCUCCUGUUUCAGCGUGACAAGAACCGCAAGGAACUGCUUAACUUCUUGAAUCAAACUUUAUAAAGCCUUCCGUGAAGAGUUUGACUGACAGGUGAGCUUUGGGGAUGAUGAAAACUCAGUUAAAACUGCCGUUACUGCGUGGCCAACAAGUACGUAAACAUGUACAAAAUCACUGGCUUCUUGAAGACAAGUCAAAUGAGAUAUAGCACGGAUUGUCAUUGAGAGGAACAUUUAAGUUUUCCGUGCUUUUGCGCAGUGGUGGCAGUUUAUUAGCGACCAUUAG